AAACCAAGUUCAAAACAGGAACAACAAUAAUUAUUGCGUCUGUGGUCAUCUGUCAUCGCUGACAAGUGUCAACUGUCAAGUUUUUCAUCUAAACUUCAGAUCGAAACUCGGAAUUAUUUUCAAUUCAUAGAGUUACGUAAAAACAAACCAUGUUUAAAGUGAUCAGCCAUACGGCGAAUUUGACUCGAAGUCAACUAUCGAGAUCUUUGCCUGCGUUCUCAACCAGUGCCACUCGUUUAGCUGGUGAUCCAACCUCUCGCAAGGAGGCUCCAAUAAUUGAUAAUGAGUCGGUGCUAACUCUUCCUGAGAAAGCGAAAGAGAGAAAAGCUCUUGACACCGCCAUCGUUGUCCCUGUAAAGGUGGACUUAUCACCCAUCACUGGCGUACCCGAGGAACAUGUUAAAACUCGCAGGGUCCGUAUCUACCAACCAGCCAAAAAUGCGAUGCAGAGCGGCACUAACAACAUCCAUCAUUGGGAAAUGGAGUUUGACACGCGCCAGCGUUGGGAGAACCCUCUCAUGGGCUGGACAUCCACUGGCGACCCUCUCUCAAACAUGAAGGUACAGUUCUCCUCACCAGAUGAGGCCAUUGAGCAUUGCGAGAAGAACGGUUGGAUCUGGUAUUUGGACAUACCAAAGACGGAGAAGCAGUUCAAACCUAAGAACUAUGGUGUCAACUUCUCAUGGAACCGUCGUACACGAGUCUCAACGAAGUGAAAUGUUGGUAUAAAUUAUUUUGUUAAUUUUAUUACUAUAGACCUUUGUUAGAGAAUUUCAUGAGUUGAAUAUAUGGCAAGAAUA
Molecule: messenger RNA, 800 nt
Organism: Manduca sexta (tobacco hornworm)
Lineage: Eukaryota; Metazoa; Arthropoda; Insecta; Lepidoptera; Sphingidae
Gene: ND-18
Product: NADH dehydrogenase [ubiquinone] iron-sulfur protein 4, mitochondrial
Exons: 3
Coding region: 150-716 (188 amino acids)
Biological process (GO): electron transport chain
Source: RefSeq, a predicted model, not a curated record